Molecule: messenger RNA, 1370 nt
Organism: Canariomyces notabilis
Lineage: Eukaryota; Fungi; Ascomycota; Sordariomycetes; Sordariales; Chaetomiaceae
Exons: 3
Coding region: 133-1206 (357 amino acids)
Molecular function (GO): protein binding
Source: RefSeq, a predicted model, not a curated record
UGUUCAGAUAUAAAACCGCGGGUCUCACCAAGGGCUUUCUAGGCUUUUUGUUGCCUCAAAAUCGAUUUGCCCUGUCAUCUCUUAUCCCUUUUUCCUGCCCUGACACAACAAGUUCAACAACAUAGCGCCGGCAUGUCGUUCUUCAAAAAGCUUGCUGACGGGCUUAGCGAGGACCUUGGCAACUUGGGCCUUGGGUCCGAUAAGAAUGACAAGAAUAAGCACGACAGUGAGGCACAUUCUUCCAACCGCGAUGGGGUUGGCGGCCAGUAUCCCCCUCAUCAGUAUCCGCCUCAGGGAUACAGCCAGCCCAGCCCGCAGUCCUACCCGGGCCAGUACCAACCCCCACAGCAGUCUCACGGCGGCUAUGACCACCCGCCCCAGCACCAGCCCUACUCGUCGCCGCCACCUCAAACCCCAGGCCAUUAUUCUUACCCCCCGGAGGGGGGUCCGCGCCCGCCGCCGCCCUAUACCCCGCCGGCCGACAAGCCUCCGAUUCCCGCGGGCUGGACUGCGCGAUGGGAUGACCGCUACCAACGGUGGUACUAUGUGGAGGAGGCCACGGGCCGCUCACAGUGGGAGGCUCCUGGAUUCGACCACUCGGCUCACCGUGGCCAUGGAGGGGACAACUAUGGACAUGGCUCAACCGCAGGCGGCUAUCCCCCCUAUGGUGCCCCUGCUUCCGGCUAUAGCGGCUCUGGGGCACCGUAUACCGGAUACGACAGCCACCAGUCCGACUAUAGCGACCAUCAUGAUCGCGGCGAGCACAAGGAUAAGAAGAGCAGCAGCGGGAUGCUGCUAGGUGCCGCCGGCGGAUUAGCUGUCGGCGCUGUUGCCGGUGCCGUGAUCGCGCACGAACUCACGGAAGACUCCUCAGACGAUGAACACGGCGGUCACCAAGCCCACCAGCAGGUCACCUAUGCCGCAACACCCGCCGCUGCCCCAGUUGUUUAUGAGACAAACAACUACUAUUAUGACGACGCGCCUCCUCCCCCGGGUCCCGAACCGGGCGUGAUCCCCAUCCACAACGCCUAUGGCGAGGAGAUUGAUAGCAGCGACCGCGAGUCGCUCCGCGAGGCCCGGGACGAGUACGAGGAGGCGCUUGAGGACGCGGCUAGCUCUUCGGCGAGCAGCAGUGAUCGUGAGGAGCUGGAAGAAGCGCGCGAGGAGUAUCAGGAGGAGUACGAGGAAGCUUAUUAUGACGAGUAGCGCUGAGGUAUGGCGGCUCAGCUUGUUCCUCGGAGGGUGCAUGUUGCUAGGGCGUGGGAUUGAGCCCUUAACAUUCUUUUCGGGUUCCACUUAUAUCGAACUGGCCUGGGUUUGCCAGGGUCAGGCAUAUAAGCUUAUAUAAUUCGAAAACGGACUGAAUUUUC